Messenger RNA from Sinocyclocheilus anshuiensis, 751 nucleotides. RefSeq lists its product as uncharacterized. Lineage: Eukaryota; Metazoa; Chordata; Actinopteri; Cypriniformes; Cyprinidae. The transcript is spliced from 2 exons. The coding region runs from base 1 to 645 and encodes 214 amino acids. The record is from RefSeq and is a predicted model, not a curated record.
AUGAGAGAAGAUGAACACAGUGGGUGUUUGGUGUUGUGCUUCACAUCCUGUGAGGACACCAGUGUGAAUGCACAAGCAACCAUGGGUCCACAGCAAUAUGCUGUCGCCAUCAAUGUACUUAGGACUCAAUGUGAAAAGGAUUUCCUGCCUACACGCAACAACUUCCUGACUAAAGAGAGACCAAAUGUGAAAAUGAUCCGUCCACUUUAUGAAGGUGAAGAGCUCAUUGUAGCAGGUGUUAAAAAGUCUGAUGGAUUCAGCAUACAUGCUGAGCGUCUUUUACUCACUUCUACCGAAAACCUUCCCAUACCACCCAUGACGAACCUGUUGAAUAAACGAACAGACAGCUGUACUAUCUUCUACACGUACAAAUCUCCCUGUGUUAAAUCCUGCCUUAAUGAGUCCAGCCCUUAUAACAUUCUGUCUGGUCUUGAGAACUGGCGACAGCACAGUUCAGUAAAAGCUUUUGUCUUUAAGGAUAUGUUUUGGGCUGACAAAACAAAGGAAAAUCUUCAAGAGAACUUCAAGAAGAUUGUGGCUCAUGUUCCUCUCUACCGCUGUGUGAGUGCGAAUAAGUGUUAUGCUUGUGAAGGUGAAGGAAACACUCCCAUAGACACGCACUGUCUGCCUGCAACUAUCGCAUGAAUUAAUAUGAGUUACAAUGAGUUCAAGCUUCAGGCCGUUUUGCUUUUUUACAGUAUAACAGGAUGCAAAAACAAAAAAGAAUGUUAAAGUAAUAUACUAUGUUUAA